GUUAGAUUUUUCGAAUCAUAAGUUGUUCUCAGAUUUGACUGUAGAGCAAAAAAAAACGAAGAUUAAAAAUGCGAAAUUUUAUUUUCUCACCGAUUUUUAUAUUACUUGCAUUCAACUGCAUUGUUAAAGAAAAUAUUGUAAACGGUGUAAUAGAAAAAGACACGACUGACUCCGAGUCAAAACCAGGAGCGAUUGUACUAUACGAAGAUAUCGGAAAUCAGCAAAAAAAUGAUCAAGAGGCCUCUAAUGAUCCAUUAGCGAUUGUACCCUUCGAAGGUGCCGGAAAUCAGCAGAAAAAUAGUCAAAGCACAUCCAAAGACCCAUUAGGAAUUGCUGACAAAGAAAAACCAUUGUUAUUAACAGACGAAACAAAUCCACCUUUCACUGUGGUAAAAAUAUGGGAUAGAGCGACAAAAUCUUAUGACUACUUUCUUCCAUCCGAAAUACUAAGAGGAGAAAAUGGAAAAACAGAACUAUCUGUAAUAGGUGCCCGAGGUACCCAAGAAGAAAAAUUAUGCCCUGAAACAAGAUUGGACUACCAACAAGGGUUAUUAAAUGCUGUCUACAAAGCCAACCCCGCCACAAAAACUUGCCUAUUUACAACUGAAAACGACGUAAAACAAUGUAUCGAAAAACCAACUCCCUGGCUGAGGAAAAAACGAGAGGACCAGCAAUCACUUGAAUCGCCUAUAAGAACUAAUUGUGGAGCACAGAAAAACCACCAUCUGCUUGUUUUUGAAUUCAAUGAUUGUGGUUCAGAAACAGAUUUCGUACAAUAUGGACACAAUGCUUUGGACGAAGUUCGCGAAUUAGGUCACGAACGAAACGUAACUCCUUUUAAAUUCAGGGCUACGUACCCCAUGUACGAAAUAUGCUACGACUUCGACGCGAAUAAAACUCUGUGGACGAGAAAUCAGGUAUUAGAACCUAUGCUAUUCUUCACUCCAGAAACACCGCAAGAUGCAGAAAGACACAUAAAAUUGGACUCCUUAAGCACUUCAACGUACGAUCUCAAAAUAAAAACUGAUACCUUCGAAAGUUUAAAGAAAAAAUACCAAUCUGACUCAACACGGUUAGGAAUGAACCCAGAAUACCUAGUUCCACCAAAACAUUUCGCCAUGUCGCAUUGGAAAACAUCGGCUCGCCAUUUCGUCAACACAGCACCCCUGUUGCCAAAAUUUCGCCGAUUAAUGCGCGUCAUUAACGAAGGCUUACUCAAACUAUCUGUUCGUGCGUUCGACUAUGAUGGCAAAAAGUUGCACAUCUUUACCAAAGCGAUGACUAAUACUAACGUAUAUACACCUCUCAUAACACCUCUCCUAAACUAUAUCGGAUUGGGACCGUCUGAAGAGCAUAUCGCUGAAAAUAUUUGGUAUAAAUUCAUCUACAACGAAACUGACAAAUCUGCAGCACUGAUCACUUUAUACAAUUACAAUGAACUGCCAAAAGGUACGCCAUGUGAGAAUACAUUAGCUUGUAAUUUCGCUAAGUGGCUUGCAAGGCAGACUACAUUCACCCAAAAAGUGCUGGAUUUUGUCGGAUGUACUGCAAUUUCGUCGACAGUAGCUAAAGAAUUAUUCCAAGUGGAUGUAGAAAUAAAAAGUACUAUUGAUUUAACUAAUUUAAUUAAAAAAUUCCACACCGACUUUAAUUUAGCAUUCCUCAAGAACAACCCAAAAGAUUCACUAGACCUAGUUCUGCAAUCGGAAUUGAGUGAUACAUCAUUGGAAGAUGAAGAAGGUUCGCCAAAUACUGGAGAAAAUAAUUUGAGCCUCGUUCCAGUUGAUCCAUCCACACCUAAGCAAGAAGUCGACACAGAGUCGCACGAUCCUGCUAAUGAAAAAAGCAUAGUUUUAACAUAACCACUUGAUACCGAGAUAGCGAAAACAAUAAUUAGAAAAUGGAUAAAAUUCAUGAAAUGGACAUAUUUGGGUAACCGCACAUAAUACCUACCUACUCAACAGACACAAAAAAAAUCAAUCUGGCCAAGAAACCCGAAAAGAGGGAUUUUUUCUUCAAAAAUUACAUGCGUGCAAGUUCGCAUGUAAAAAAAAUGAUUCAUUUUAAAUGAUAAGAUAAGAUAUUUAUGUUAAUUUUAAGAAUUAUUUAUUGUAGUUAAUUAUAUUUAAAUUACGCAAAAAUUCUUAUUUUUUUCAAUAAAUAACUAUAUUAAUUGG
This is a messenger RNA of Planococcus citri (citrus mealybug), 2177 nucleotides long. RefSeq lists its product as uncharacterized. The transcript is spliced from 8 exons. The record is from RefSeq and is a predicted model, not a curated record. Lineage: Eukaryota; Metazoa; Arthropoda; Insecta; Hemiptera; Pseudococcidae. Bases 69 to 1862 code for a protein of 597 amino acids.